This is a messenger RNA of Arctia plantaginis, 1914 nucleotides long. NCBI's taxonomy places the organism in Eukaryota, Metazoa, Arthropoda, Insecta, Lepidoptera, Erebidae. The record is from the annotation of a GenBank genome assembly.
AUGCAUAAAAUACUAGAGGAACGCCGAAAAGAAGAUUUAGCCACAUUACUGACAAUAAUGAUACAAUGCACCACUAUUACACCCUUCAGAUGGCACAAAAGCAAGUACAUGUGCUUUUAUUGCUGUUCGUUAUUCGUAGAAAGCUUCAAACUUAAAGAACACACCGAAUCAGACCACCAAGAGAUACCAAUUGAAGAAGUUAUCGUCAGAACUCUGUACAGAAACGGUAAAAUCAAAAUUGAAGUCUCUGAUAUUUGGUGUUCCCGUUGCGAAAACCAAUUUACCAGUUUUUUGGAAUAUUUCAAACAUCUAUCCCUCAUCCAUGGAAUAUUACUGGAUAAAGAUACUGUAAAAGCAUUUGAAUGCUUUCGCCUAGGAGAUAAUGGAAUGUCCUGCUUGGAUUGUGGCCAAAAUUUCAGAUUUUUUGGACCUUUACUCAGUCACAGGCACAAAUAUCACAACGAACAUUUUCUGUGCGAAGUGUGCGGACAAGGUUUCGUUGAAAAGCAUAACGUUGACAAUCACGUGAAGCAAAUACACUGCAUCAAAGCCUGUAAAUAUUGUAAUAUGACCUUCCCCACACAGUAUUCUUUAAGGAACCAUGUAGAAAAUGUUCAUAGAACGGAUAAACUAAAGUGCCCGUUGUGUUCGGAAAUUUUGGGGAACAGGUACUUGAAGAAGCGUCACAUGGCUUUGGUUCACGACUGUAAAAGUGCGCAAAUCGUGUGCGAGUACUGCUCGAAGAUAUUUACCAGGCACAAUAAGUACGUUCAGCAUAAAUCAAACGUCCAUUUCAAAGAAAAGAACUAUUACCUGUCAUUAACAGCAGACGAAAGAUAUGCUGAAAAGCGGCGUAAGGACGAUCUGACGAAACUGAUCACCAUCGUAUUAGAGAAUUCCAACAUCAUGCCGUUCCGUUGGGCAGCCAACAAGUACAUGUGUUUCUUCUGUUGCUGCACUUUUGUUGACAGCGUCCAGCUCAAACAACAUACGAUAGAAGAACACAAAGAUGCCAAAUUGAGAAGAGUUUUGAGAACAUUGCUUGGCAGUAGUCGCGUUAAGUUAGAUACUUCGGAAAUUGCAUGCAAAAGGUGUUCGAAACAUUUCGAGAAUUUCGACGUUUUUCUCGAUCACGUCUACGAAAUACACGAUUUGAAAUUUAAUAAAGAUAUUGCUAGAUGUCUUUUUACUUUCAACCUGUCAGACGAGGGAAUGUCUUGUCACGAAUGUGGACAAGAAUUUAGAUUCUUUGGACCGUUACUCAAGCAUGCACACAAGUUCCACAAUAAAUAUAAGACGUUCCUUUGUGAAAUAUGUGGUCAAGGAUUUGUGGCGAAAGCAAACGUAGAGAGUCACAUAAAAAAUGUUCAUAGUUUAAAAGAUAGACAAUGUCAGAAGUGUGAUAAAGUAUUUAGGAACCCCUACGCUCUGCAGGUACACCGUGAAAGAGCCCACAGAACUGAGUCUUUGAAGUGCCCAAAAUGCCCAGAAUAUUUUGCGUCGAAGUAUCUCAAGAAACGUCAUCUAGCGUUAGUACAUGAUGUCAAAAAACUACAGUUCAGUUGUGACGAAUGUGAACGAGUUUAUACAAUGAAGAGUAGACUAGUCCAGCAUAAAUUAAGGACGCAUUUGAAGCAAAAGACUGUCACUUGCGAGAUUUGUGGAUUUAAAGUGUUCAACAAUGAUCUGCUGAAGCGACAUAUGGUUCGCCAUGAUGACUCCAGACCAUUCCAGUGUGAGUUCUGCAAGAAAAGUUUCCAGAGGAAAAAGACUUUGGACGUUCACACACGAAUACAUACAAAUGAUAGAAGAUAUGGAUGUAAGGAGUGCGGAAGGGCGUUUGUUCAAGUUACCAGUUAUAAGCUUCAUAUGCGAGUGCAUCACAGACUAAACGAGGGAUCUUCUUGGAACUGA